GGAGGGUGGGCGCAGCUCAGUUGUCAUCCGCGACUGCCCGCGCCAGUUGGUGGCGUCGGCCUGUUGGGCUGUUUCCGUGAGAGGCGACAGAGAGCGUACGUUGGCAUUCGCAGGUUCCUUGUCCCAGCUGAGGUCUUUCGAGGGGGUGUCAGGUUCCUGCUGAUUGGAGGGCGGGCUGGGCCUGGUUCUGAAAAGGUCUGUGGACAAAAACCUGUUCCCGCCCCAGCCAGAUGAACAUGCGACCCCAGCAUGAGAAGGGGCACAACUGGAGUCAGGGGAACUUCCCUCGGGAGCUUGGGAGCAGGCCAGCUGAGUAGGGGGCGCUCCAGGAUGGAUGCAGCCCUUGAGGGGCCACCCGGCCCAAGGCGGACCUGCCAGGGGAUCGUUAGGCUAUAUUAAUGGCGCGCUGUGCCUGGCUGGCCCCUGGUGGUAGGGGCCUAUUUUCUUGAGUCGGUACCCGCUAGUCGCUCACAGUCUCAGCUCAGCCGAGAGUCCCCAGGACCUGGCCCGUUUCCACCCUCAGAGAGGCGCUGUCCCGGGGCGGGGGGGUAAGUCGCGGGGCUUCCCGAGGAGGGGCUUCUGUAGGACACGUAGGGAAGGAGUUACCCAGAGGACCAAGCGAGCCGAAGGUCCCUGUCCCAGUUAUCUGACCCACUGAACCUCCAGGCCCGCAGACCCGUUUGACUUUUCCCAUUUGUCCACUAGUGAGUGUGAUGGAGCAUCGCCUCUUCCUCCAGGUUUCCAGUGCCCGCCCUGACAGUCCUGACAGGCAGACUUUGGCCGGGUCCUGCCCUCACUUCCGUCCGUGGGCCGAUCAAAAUGAUGGGGGGACAAGAUGGCGACUGGGCCAAAUGGGCUCGAUGAGUGGGUGGGCAGCGCAUACCUGUUUGUGGAGUCCUCGCUGGACAAGGUGGUCCUAUCUGAUGCCUAUGCUCAGGCCCAGCAGAAGGUGCCGGUGUACAGAGCUCUGCGGACUGCACUGACAGAGAGUGGCGGGAGCCCAGACGUACUGCAGAUGCUCAAGAUCCACCUCAGCGAGCCCCAGCUGAUUGUGCAGGUGCGUUUCCGCGGGCGCCAGCCCUGCAGCCGCUUUCUCCGCGCUUACCGCGAGGGGUCGCUGCGCGCUGCGCUGCAAGAGUGCUUGGCGGCGGCUCUCUCCCUGCACUCUGUGCCGCUGCAACUGGAGCUGCGCGCCGGCACGGAGCGGCUGGACACCUUGCUGACGGAUGAGGAACGCUGUUUGAGUUGCAUCUUCGCCCAGAAGCCUGACCGGCUCCGGGACGAGGAACUCUCUGAGUUGGAGGAGGCGCUCCGGAAUCUGGCGUGCUGCUCGGGGAGCCAGGGUGGCAACACAGAGGUCGUUCCAGCGCCCUCGCAGUCCCUGGCCACCUCUCUCUCAGAGGAGAAGCCGCUGCCACCACCGCCGCCGCCGCCUGUCCAGACUUUUCUGUUCCAGGGUCAGCCCAUAGUGAACCGGCCGCUGAGCUUGCAGGACCAACAGACGUUUGCGCGUUCAGUGGGUGUCAAAUGGCGCAAAGUGGGGCGCUCUCUGCAGCGAGGCUGUCGUGCGCUGCGGGACCCGGCGCUUGAUUCACUGGCCUAUGAGUAUGAGCGCGAAGGGCUGUACGAGCAGGCCUUCCAGAUGCUGCGACGCUUCGUGCAGGCAGAGGGCCGCAGGGCCACGCUGCAGCGCCUGGUAGAGGCCCUUGAGGAGAACGAGCUCACCAGCCUGGCAGAGGACUUGCUGGGCCUCACAAAUCCCGAUGGCAGCCUGGCCUAACCUGGGUACCAGAAAAAGGGGGGAUUGGCCAGUUGCCCAGCAGGAUUUGGAGCGCCCGAAUGACCCUUGGCUCCUUCUGCUGCUAUUGCUGAGCUCCUGUCCAUCCAUGGGACUCUGAGACCACACUUGUAACCCCACUUAGCCCAGCUGUUGGAGCUCCUGGGCACUGUCGACUGCCUUCUCCAGGAGUUGGACAAGCACCCACCAUUCCUGUUGCAGUGCCAUUGGGGGUUUGGCCCCAGAUACUGUGAGAUUAACAGGGUGCAUGGGUGACCUGCUGCAGCAGUCUGCCCACCCCAAAUGAGGGGCUUCUGGCCAGCCCUUACCUCUUCACUCAUUGAACAACUACUCAUUAAGCACUUGCUGUGUCCUAGCCAUCAUGCUGGGUGCUGCAAAUACCGUGGUGAACAAGAUACAUGAAACCUGCCUGCCCCCAGUUUAUACUGUGUCGGACUGCAAAUUUUAAGCAACAGCAAUAAAAUAUUACCCGUUUUUUUAAAAUGUGAAAAAUACAAAAAGUU
Molecule: messenger RNA, 2301 nt
Organism: Enhydra lutris kenyoni (northern sea otter)
Lineage: Eukaryota; Metazoa; Chordata; Mammalia; Carnivora; Mustelidae
Product: TNFRSF1A associated via death domain
Exons: 5
Coding region: 836-1780 (314 amino acids)
Biological process (GO): extrinsic apoptotic signaling pathway; positive regulation of canonical NF-kappaB signal transduction
Cellular component (GO): tumor necrosis factor receptor superfamily complex
Molecular function (GO): transmembrane receptor protein tyrosine kinase adaptor activity
Source: RefSeq, a predicted model, not a curated record